UUUUUUCGUUCUUAGGCAGACACUCAUAUCCCCUUUAUUUUCUUCCCCAUUUAUCCCUUUUUUCCCUUCUCAUUUACCGUCCUUACCUUACCUUUGCCUCUGUAUUUCGUUCUCUGCAAAAAAACCCCAGCAUCAUCAUCUUCAUAUAAGCGAAUCGACUCCAAAGAAGACAGGCCAAAGUAAAGUCCGGGAGUCUCCUUUUUUGACACGCUUCUAGUCAUGUAUGUGUUAUCAGGAGACUGGUCUAUCAUAUCUUCACCUUCGCCAAAGCCAUAUCCUCAUAAGCCUCCCAAGUGCUCCAAUUGUGCUCCUCUUUUCAUGAAGACAUAUGAUAUGCGUGAUGGUGGACCGGUUAUCCACAGUCAUGGAAUGGAAUCAUGUCUUGUAACAAUGAUAAAUUCACUUUCAAAAGAGUUUCGCAUCACUCAUAUGGAAAUGAUAAAAGGAAUUCAGGGGCAUGGUUACUAUGACGAACUUGUAAUCCCAAUAAUUGAGAACACAGCCUAUGAAAAUGAUCUCACGGAUUCCCUUGCCAAAGCUAUUGAAGUGUAUCCUAAGACAACUGCUGUGCUUGUUCGCCAUCAUGGCAUAUACGUAUGGGGUGACUCAUGGAUCAGUGCUAAAACUCAGGCUGAAUGUUAUCAUUACCUCUUUGAUGCUGCUGCUAUCAAACACCAUCAUCUAGGCUUAGACUGGUCUACUCCAGAUCAUGGCCCCAUUCAGAAUGUUAAAGGAUUUUCAAGCAUCAAUAGCGUGAUAAAAAGGGUGGCUACGAAGGCUGGGACAGUGGAUUCGAAUUUUAAACUCCAGCCAUAUCCACGCUGCGUUGUGCUUGACAUUGAAGGAACUACAACUCCUAUUUCAUUUGUAACAGAUGUUCUCUUUCCCUAUGCCCGAGACAAUGUUGGGAGGCAUUUGUCUGCAACUUACGAUAGUGCUGAAACUCAAGAUGAUAUUAAGUUGUUACGUUCUCAAGUUGAAGAUGACUUGAAGCAAGGUGUUCUUGGUGCUGUACCUAUCCCCUCGGAAGAUGCAGGAAAAGAGAAGGUGAUUGCUUCUUUGGUGGCUAAUGUCGAAGCAAUGAUAAAAGCUGAUCGAAAAAUUACUGCCUUAAAGCAAUUGCAAGGUCAUAUAUGGCGUACUGGAUUUGAGAAUAACGAGCUUGAAGGAGUAGUUUUUGAUGAUGUACCAGAAGCUCUCGAAAAGUGGCAUGCACUGGGUAUAAAGGUAUACAUAUAUUCUAGUGGUAGCAGAUUGGCUCAGAGGCUUAUAUUCGGAAAUACAAACUACGGUGAUUUGAGGAAGUAUUUAUCUGGAUUUUUCGACACCGCAGUAGGAUAUAAAAGAGAAACACGAAGUUAUGUCGAAAUCACUGAGUCAUUGGGAGUUGAUAAGCCAUCCGAUAUACUAUUUGUGACCGAUGUCUAUCAAGAAGCCACGGCUGCAAAAGCUGCAGGUUUGGAGGUUGUAAUCUCCAUCAGAUCGGGAAACGGUCCUCUUCCGGAGAACCAUGGAUUCAAGACUAUCAACUCUUUCCUGGAGAUCUGAUAGAAGUUUGGCAUUUCUGUAAUAAUAUCGGCCUUCCAUGCACUUGUAAUAAGUAACUUUUGGAUGCAAUAAAUCAUGAUUUUGUAGCAACCCUGUAUUGAUCGUCACCUGUGAAUGUUGGAUACAAAGUCUUUUUUUACAUGUUUGGAUCGGUUAAAUUCA
Molecule: messenger RNA, 1710 nt
Organism: Gossypium raimondii (Peruvian cotton)
Lineage: Eukaryota; Viridiplantae; Streptophyta; Magnoliopsida; Malvales; Malvaceae
Product: probable bifunctional methylthioribulose-1-phosphate dehydratase/enolase-phosphatase E1
Exons: 12
Coding region: 220-1548 (442 amino acids)
Cellular component (GO): cytoplasm
Molecular function (GO): magnesium ion binding; acireductone synthase activity
Source: RefSeq, a predicted model, not a curated record